ACAAUAGACUGGGAGAGAUAUUGUAGGCUGGGAGAGACAAUUCUACACACAUCUAGGUUAUAUAAAUUUGAAACUGUGUAAGAAUGAAUAGGUACAGUUAUCUGUGUAGGUAUAGAUAACUUUCUGUAUCUGUAAAGGUCCUUCGCUUGACAGUGAAGGAGAAGCAAGAGACAUAACUCUUUACUGAUUCCUAAGGUAUCCAUUGCAACUCUUGGUUGAGAUUUUUUUUAAAAAAAGAAACCCUCAUCAUAUACAGGAGGAAAAUUAAACCAUAAGGAGGCACAGGAAGAAAACUAUUUAAUUUGAAGAGACACCAGGAAGGGAAACAUCAACCAAGCAGUAUUCAAUGCACAGAAUUCGCUUCUAUCAUAGGAUAAUUCUUCAGGGGAAAAUAAAUACGAAAAGAAUAUGAGGUCCUAUGGUAUUGUCCUGGCUUUCAGCCUUAUCUCUUUGGUCACUGAAGCUCGUGAAAGUCCACUGAUGCAAACUCUGAACUGUUCCACUGAUUAUGAGUCAUCUACAGCAUGCACCUGGUUUGAACGACAGGAGGCAAGGAGCCUUGUCAACAUGACCCUUUUCCAUAGCGACACUUAUCUGAGCCUCGAAAACAUGACAUGCAAUUCCCAAAAAGUAGGCUCUUUAAUACAGUGGGAGUGCCACAGGACGCAGACUUUAUUCAACAUAUGGCUGAAGAAUAUCUUCAUUUUCAAACCACAGCUGUCACUGGAGGCCCAACUGAAUGUCAGCAUCUUCAAUAACAUCCAGCCUCUGCCACCCCAAAAGCUAGUGGUGAGUGUUACAGAAGAUGGUGACUCCUUGUUGAUAUGGGAACCAGGUGAUGGAAUGAAUAGAAGCCAUUGGUUGAAUGGUGCCCUGGAUUUUGAAGUCACCUACAAACGGUUUUGGGAACCUUGGGAGGAUGCUUCCUCUCUUGUGGUCUCAAAUGCCUCCCACUGUCUUCUCCGACAUGAUAAACUUGUGUCUGGGAACACCUAUGUUGCUCGUGUUCGAAGCAAGUCUGGUCGAGAGAGCCAGCUUGCUGGGCAAUACAGUGACUGGAGCUCUGUGGUAACUUGGGAUACCCCAGAAGAUGAAGUUGAAGCUCAGCCCAAGAAUCUUCGAUGUCGAUUUAACAGCAUCAACCAAUUAAAAUGCAGCUGGGAGGUGAGGCAAGAGGUCACCAGUUCAGUUUUGUUCGCCUUGUUCUACAAAGACAAUCCAGCAUCACAAGAGGAGGAAUGCUCUCCUGUUCAUGAAAAGGAACUGCCUUCCAGCCCUCUCAACAGCCCUCAUCAUGUCUUGCAAAGCUGUGAGAUCAGUGUCACCAACCCAAAUGGACAAAGCCAAUACCUUGUGACUGUACGACCAAAAGAAGAAAAGAGAGAGGUGGAUGCGAAAAUGCAAAUUAAGACAGCUCCACCAUAUGACUUGUCUGUGACAGUACUGAAUUAUCAUACAUACAGACUGCAAUGGAAGGACAAAGUUCCUCUAAACUUUAAACAGAUGUAUCAGAUUUCAUACUGGAAGACUGGAAACCCUUUGGAGGCCAAAUAUAUCAAUGCUGGUAUUGGUGAGAAAGAGUAUACCUUUACAUCAGAGUUCCUGCAGCCAGGUUUGAGUUACACAGCAAAAGUACAGGCAAAAGUGCAUGAAGAUGGCUGUGAUGGGCCAUGGAGUGAAUGGAGCAAGGAAUUUCAGUGGACCACAAACAAUGUUUUUCCACCUUGGGUUAUUCUACUGAUAGGAGUGAUUUUUAUCAUUUUAUUAAUGGCGGGCCUCUACUUUUGCUAUAAAUAUCUUCUUAGCAAGAAAAGAAAAUGGGAAGCAAGCAUCCCAAGUCCACCCAGGACACUUCUGCUCCCAGGCGUUUUUCAGAAAGUGGCAUUACCAGAUGACCCAGAAGACAGAAAUAGCCAGAGCUACAGGAAAAUGCUAGCAAUCUAUCCAGAGUCUCCCCCAGCUGAGUUAAGGAAAACAGAACAAUUUCCAAUUUCUUCUCAGACUAUGGAAAAAGUCGGACUCCCAACUGUAAGCAAAGCUGGCCAAUUUUUGACACAAAGUGCUGCUGAAAAGAAAGUUAUCAGUAAUCAUAAGAUUCAGAUUUUUGAUUAUGAUGGUCCAUACUUACAUUGCCCUCCAGAAUCUUCUCUACCUGAUAUUUCACAGGAUGUGCAAGCUCCACCAACAGAAAAAAUGAAGAAACAUAUGGGAUUGCCUCGUUGCUUGUGCCCCCAGCAGCUACCAAUGGGAAAAGAAAAGGGGGCAGUUCCAUUAUUUCUUGCUAUCAGUGAUGAGUGGGAGGAGGAGAAGCAGCAACAUUUGAAAAGGCAAGAAGGAUCUCAAAGAGAUAAAUCAGGGAAAGAAAAAAGCAAAGAGGAGAGACCACAGCAUCUUCCUGAGACAAACAGCCUUGGUCAAAAUGGAGCUUUGGAUUACAUUGCCACUGAAAAUUUAUCAAUAAGCAAAGAAGAGGGCUCUUUACUUUGGAUACCUGCUUUGGCCUCAGAGAAAAGGAUCACUGACUGCACUAAUAUGGCAACAGGUGUACCUGAAACAACUGCAGAUCUCUCAAGCUCUAAGAUGGGACAGAAGAAACCAGAAAUUGUGCUAUCAUCUCAGGGACAAAUACCAACUGUUCCUUCAGCAGCAUCCCAAGAAGCAUUUGAUGACUACAUUAUGAGCCUUUCUGUGACCCCAGGAUCUAUGCUGAAGGAAGGACUUGCUUUCUCCUCAGAGGACCCCAAGCUCAACAAGGGAUUUCUUAUAUUCAACCCUGACAACAAGAGCCCUGUUUUAUUAAGCCAAGUGGGAGAUUACUGCUUCUUUCCUGGCUUCAAGCCCAGCAAGGAAACCCCCAAGAAUCCAGUGGGAACUGCAGAGCACAACAUUUCACAAACUGGCUCUAAAGUCACAAAGCCUCUUGAUGACAGCCAACCUGGUAGAAGCAAGCUACAGAUUUCCUUCUCACCUCUGCCAAAAUGUGAGGUUUAAAUGUCUCCAUCCAGUGUGCCAUGAUGGGGAUAAAAAGGCCAUGUCCUCCUCACCUGACCUACAUUAAACCAUGAAGGGGUCAGUGGGGUUGUGGGGCUGGGCCAUAGGGCUGACAUCCCAGGGUCUUUUGAUGAGCAGGGACUGUGAUGUUAUCCUGCACUCCACUUGGACUGGAUGGUUCCCUCUGCAUUUAGUUUUAUUUCCCACAGUACUUGGAAGAGGAAUGAAUUCUCCCAGAAACAAUAUAUUAUAGGCAUUCCCUAUUGCAAUCCAAAAUAUUUGAGGAGAGGAUGGCUUGGCCUUGAGUGGCAAGAACUGUUAGAUUUACAAAAUAUCUGCUUCUGGUGGAGAUAACUGCUAGAAAUAGUUUUAGAUCAAUAGAGCUGCCUGUUUUUGAACACUCUGUGAGAGUGUUCCUAUAGUAAUUGUCUUGAAGAAGGCUUGUACUUCAAAAUUUACCCUUAUGCCAGUGGAGACAGGGUUGAGGAAUCCCUUCCCUUGGCAGUUCAACAUGGAUCAGCAGAGGUGAGGUGCUGGAAAGCAAGUGAGUGUGUGUGUGUGUGUGAGAGAGAGAGAGAGAGAGAGAGAGAGAACAUAAGGAAAGAGAUUGUGUGUGGUAUGGAUGUGUGAAUGGUGUGUGAGAUGAUCAAACAGUCACAACUCUCUUUGGCGUAAUUCCAAAGUCACCCAAAAAGUUGUCAGUUACCACUUACUGUUAUUUAAAAAACUCUCUGCUUUCCAUUUUCUAACUUGCACACUUAUUACUUAUAAAAAAUUUUUUUUGGAUGCUACACUGCCUUACAAUACAAAAUACAGCCAUAUCUCAGUUAACAAAACCUCUGAGAGUGGGAAUCUUUUUUACAAAGUGGGUUUUUUUAAAUACAUGCCAAGCACUCCUUUCUUCUUUGUCCUCUGUUUAGCUGGAAAUUGUUAAAGCAGCACCAUCAUUAGAAGGCUGGUGAAAGAAGAUCGGAGUAACAUAGACUUUUGGUGUGAGGUUGAAGCAGAUGUCUGCAGUAAACAAUGCAAUAAAACUUACAUUGGGCUAGAAUGGGAUUCUACUCUAGCUGAUUCUACUGUAGCUGUGUGCACCUGCCAACAACAGGCAAGCUAAAUAGUAGUUGCCUCCAGAGCCCCUUACUAAGCAUGUAUGAAGAGGAAAAUAGAGAGUAAGGGGGAGAGCUGACAAACUUGCCUAACCAGCUACCCUCAGCAUGGUAAGCAAGGAUACCUCUAUAAAUUUGGCCACCAAAAUGGGAAUCAUAAGGAAAGCAGAGGUUGGUGAAAGAAAAGGUCAUCCUUGGAAGAAUGCUUGAAUUUUGGAAGAAGCUCUCAAGUGGUCUCUAGAAGGUUCAAAAAAGAAACAACAUGUUUUUAUUUGACUUACCUGACCUCUUUUUUUCUUCAUAUCUCAUGCACAUAUAUUCUUAGUUUUGAGUAAAAACAUUGCUGAAAAUGUUGAACUCCUCUUUAUAGAUCUAUGCUCAUUUUUAAGAACAUAUUGGAAGGAGUUGCUUCUGUUAAAG
Messenger RNA from Sceloporus undulatus (fence lizard), 4517 nucleotides. It is a transcript of the gene CSF2RB, whose product is annotated as colony stimulating factor 2 receptor subunit beta. Gene Ontology annotation, molecular function: cytokine receptor activity; protein binding. The transcript is spliced from 14 exons. Lineage: Eukaryota; Metazoa; Chordata; Lepidosauria; Squamata; Phrynosomatidae. The coding region runs from base 409 to 2991 and encodes 860 amino acids. The record is from RefSeq and is a predicted model, not a curated record. Gene Ontology annotation, cellular component: external side of plasma membrane. Gene Ontology annotation, biological process: immunoglobulin mediated immune response; cytokine-mediated signaling pathway.